This is a messenger RNA of Staurois parvus, 465 nucleotides long. Lineage: Eukaryota; Metazoa; Chordata; Amphibia; Anura; Ranidae. The record is from the annotation of a GenBank genome assembly.
GGCAGGUCAAUAGACACAGGAUUUCCAGGAGCAGGCUGAGAAUCAGUUAUUGGCCAGUUUAGCUGGACAUCAGGGGCUGGCAUGUCGGGCUGUGCAGCGGGCAGAGGCACGUCAGCGGGCACCGAGUCAUCUGGCACGACAGCGGGCACCGAGUCACCGGGCACGUCAGCGGGCACUGAGCCAUCUAGCAGAACCGCGGGCACAGAGUCACCUGGCAAGUCAGCGGGCACCGAGUCACCGGGCACCGAGCCAUCUAGCAGAACAGCGGGUACCGGGUCACUAAGCUCGACAGCAGGCACCAAAUUAACUGGCACAACAGUGGGCACUGAAUCAACUGGCACAACAGUGGGCACCAAGUCAUCUGGUACGACAGCGGGCACCAAGUCAUCUGGCACAACAGCGGGCACUGAGUCAUCUGGCUCGACAGCGGGCACCGAGUCAACUGGUACGACAGCGGGCACCGAG